CAUGUACUGUCGAUGAAAAGCGGCCCUACUGAGAAAAGAAGCAUGUUAAAUUCAGCUAAUCAAAAAUACAAUUAACAAAAAGAAUAGUGCCUUUUUUUUGUCUUAUUUAACAUGAACGCAGCAUUUCACAGUGAACGCCCCCCCAGUCUGUCGGUCACCGCCCACUAAGUAACUCAGCCAGGUGACAGCUGAGCAAGCAGGGAUUCUACACAACUGAACUCUGCGCACACCACCACAGACAACAAUACGGCAGGUAUAGCGCGAAAGAAAGAAGUAUACACUCAGAGAAAUACCAAACUAUUGCGGUGACUCUCUUUGUUUAGUGUGCGUACUUUGAAAGCCUCUCUUCCGCCUGUUGUAGCCCAUUAGCAGCGCGUUUGGUGUGUCACGUUCCCAAACACAGAAGACUCAAAGGUUGUUGCAUUUCUUACCAGGUAACGUCACACGGACACCGUCAACAUGUCAGAUCCGACCGGGGAGGCGAAGUUGGAGUUGAAACAGGCGAGCAAAGAGGUGAAAGAGAGCGAGAAUGUAGCGGAAAAAUACUCUGCCUUGACCGUAAGCAAGAACAGCGAAAUGAACAUGGGAGAGCUGUCGUCUGCGUUCAGCGCCGUGCCCACACACAAACCAGUGAAGAAGCAGAUCCAGUUUGUGGAGGACAAGCAGGAGUUCAGCAGGUUCCCCACCAAAGCUGGCCGCCGCUCGCUGUCGCGCUCCAUCUCUCAGUCAUCCACAGACAGCUACAGCUCUGGUAAGAAUGGCUGUUCCAUGUUUAAAACGUUGCUGGCUUCAAUUUCCCGUGUUUUUUUUUACUUCUCUUACUUUACAGCUGCCUCCUACACAGAUAGCUCUGAUGAUGAGACCUCUCCCAGGGACAAAACUCAGGUGAACUCCAAAGGCAGCAGUGACUUCUGUGUCAAGAACAUCAAACAGGCUGAGUUUGGCAGACGUGAGAUUGAGAUAGCAGAACAAGACAUGUCAGCUCUGAUCUCACUCAGGAAGAGAGCUCAGAGUGAGAAACCAUUGGCAGGUGCCAAAAUUGUGGGCUGCACUCACAUCACCGCCCAGACUGCAGUGCUGAUCGAGACUCUGGUGGCUCUCGGGGCUCAGUGUCGCUGGACUGCAUGUAACAUUUACUCUACACAGAACGAAGUGGCUGCUGCUCUGUCAGAGACCGGUGUAGCUGUGUUUGCCUGGAAAGGGGAGUCCGAGGAUGAUUUCUGGUGGUGCAUUGACCGUUGCGUCAACAACGAGGGUUGGCAGCCUAACAUGAUCCUUGAUGAUGGAGGAGACUUGACACACUGGAUGUACAAGAAAUACCCAAAUGUUUUCAAGAAGAUCAGGGGCAUAGUGGAGGAGAGUGUCACUGGGGUUCACAGGUUGUAUCAGCUGUCCAAAGCUGGCAAACUGUGUGUACCUGCCAUGAAUGUGAAUGACUCUGUGACAAAGCAGAAGUUUGACAACCUGUACUGCUGCAGAGAGUCCAUCCUGGAUGGCUUGAAGAGAACCACAGAUGUCAUGUUUGGAGGCAAACAGGUGGUCGUAUGUGGGUACGGCGAGGUUGGGAAAGGGUGUUGUGCUGCUCUGAAAGCUCUGGGAGCCAUCGUCUGUAUCACAGAGAUUGAUCCCAUCUGUGCCCUACAAGCCUGCAUGGAUGGAUUCAGGGUGGUCAAACUGAACGAGGUCAUUCGCCAGGUUGAUGUCAUCAUCACAUGCACAGGAAACAAGAAUGUGGUGACCAGAGACCAGCUGGACCGGAUGAAAAAUGGCUCUAUUGUGUGCAACAUGGGACACUCCAACACUGAGAUUGAUGUGGCAAGUCUUCGGACCCCUGAGCUGACCUGGGAGAGAGUGCGCUCUCAGGUGGACCACGUCAUUUGGCCUGAUGGCAAGAGGGUCAUUCUUCUGGCUGAGGGGCGUCUCCUUAACCUCAGCUGUUCCACAGUUCCUACAUUCGUCUUGUCCAUCACAGCCACAACUCAGGCCCUGGCGCUCAUUGAGUUGUACAAUGCGCCUGAGGGACGAUACAAGCAGGAUGUUUACUUGCUCCCUAAGAAGAUGGAUGAGUAUGUUGCCAGUCUGCAUCUUGCCACUUUCGAUGCCCACCUGACAGAGCUUUCUGAUGAGCAGGCAAAAUACCUGGGCCUGAACAAGAACGGCCCCUUCAAACCCAAUUAUUACAGGUAUUAGUGUGCAGGAGAUAAUGUCUCAGCACACCUUGAUGAGGAUGGUACCCAACACCACCUUAUCCCUGGGAUAAAUGAAAGAUUUAUGUAUAUUGUAUUUUAUAAUUUUCACAGGAUGCACAGCUUGUAUUUAAAUGUGUUUUACUGGCCACAGUAAGUCUCACUUAUCUUGCUGCUUCCUGUAGGACAGCACAGGGCACCCGGCUGGAAACUCAACCACAGCACUUAUAUCUGCUGUUAAGUGGGAGCGUUUGUUUCUUUUUCUGUACUUGCUGGCUCCUUAACAGCUCUUAAUAAUAUAUAAAUGUAUGGUGCCAAAUAACUUUGACAGGGAAGGGUUUUAGUUGUUGUGAAAUGUUAAUGGUAAAUGUGGAACCUUGAAUCAUGUAUCCAGUCCUCUGUGUGAUGAGAUGUAAAGGAUCACUCAGACUUACUGAGCUUUUUAGCCUCUGUUUGCUCCUUGUUUUGGCUCCCUCACCAGUCUCCCUUUUGAAAACACUGGAAAGCAUUUAGGUUAGAUAAACCUAGUUGUAGACAAGAAACAAACAGCUGAUGUGUCUGGUGAAGAAAGUAAAGCUUCAAAUGUUUUUUCCCAGGAGUAGGUGGACCAAAUCAAGGCUAAAAGGCUUGUGAGGGUUGGACUUAAAUUGAUCAGGUGACCAGAAACAUUACCCCAAUUAGAUGUGGCUGUGUGUCUGGCGGAUGUCAAAGUAAGCAACUGUUUGCCUACAAAUGAGCCAUAACGGUUUGAUAUUCUGGGAUAAUCUGGGCUAUGUUUCUGAGAGUUUGGGUUUUUGAAUCUCUCUGACCACUAAUAGUCAGGAUCACUUGAUGCAGCUUCAGUGUUUUCUUCUCGCUUUGAUGUUGCAUUGCACAUUAACUUCAUACAUUCCAUCCACCAGAUACAGAAAAGUGUUCUCUGUAAUAUCAUCAAAAUCACUGCACUUCAGCAGAUCUGGGCAAAAGGUACAAGUACAAAAGUCCUAUUUGACUAAAGAAGGGAGCUCUUCAUUCAUUUCUUGAAAAGUUGUGUCCUUUAAUGAGGUUUUUGUGUCUGUUAAGAAUAAUAUCUGCACCUCAGGGCAUUCAAAUAUCUCAAAUUAUUUGUAAAUAUAUUUUUACCAGAUCAGCACUCUGACCUUAGUAUCAAUAAGUGGUCUCAGUGGCAUUGUCAUGAUAUCAGUAAUAACUGUAUAAUUACAAAAUAGCUUUAGAGAUUUUUGUACUCUGAUCCAAAUAAUCUGUACAUAAUGUGCAGCUAUGAAAAUUCUGUGUAAAGACAUUAUCAGUCACAGACUAUCUGUUCAACAGUGUUACCCACAGUGUGAUCAUGCAGUAUGUGCCUCUGAUCAGCUGAUGUCGUGUUAAUGUUAGGAUAUCUUUUUCUACAGUAUAUUUUGGGUCUAAAGAUGACUUUAUCUUUUUUUUCCUAUCAGUACAUUACCUUGACAAAUAUUUUAGAUUUAUCAUCUGUGAUAUCAUGAUACAGAAUUGUAAUAGCUAUUCUGAUUAGUUUUUUUGUGUCUCCUGAUGGUUUUUAUUGUUCAAAAGGCUUAAGCACUGUUUCGUGAGGCUUGUUAUAUGCACAAACUUAGUAUUCCACUUUUACUUCAUAACUUAGCUGUCAGAUAUUUUGAGAAUCAUAGAACGUGCAAAAAGUAGUAUUAAUCUUUAACAGAUUACAUCAGUCAUUCUAUCAGUCUGAGGGGCUGAUUUAACACCAAACAGUUGAGAGUAUUGCUAUCCCUCCUAAGUAUUGCUGUUGUUACCUUGAUAUGAUGUUGCUUUUAAUGUUGUAUCACCUCACAAACAAUGUAAACCUCCAUUGCAGAAUUACAUAUGAUUCCUUUAAUUUUUUCAGUCCUAUUCACUUGCUGUUUUACUGUCUAGUAGUCUACGAAGCUAAGACUACUACAAUUUGAAGUGGUUUCAUCUUUGAACGAGCAGAUUUAGAAGCAUUACAGCCAAGGACAUUAUAUAAAGACACCACUGUCAGCAAGAUGAGCACUGUAACCACGGUAACUGUUUGGUUGACAGUGCGUUGUGACUCACUUAGUAAUUUACAUGCGCAACUGUGUUUUUCACCAACCAUCGUGAUGCCAAUCGUGGAUGUUUUUCUGCACUAUACAACUAAUAUAACAGCUAUGCAGCAAAAUAUACUCUGUUUUCUUCUCUUAGCAGUGUUUGACUUAAAUUAUGAAGGAGAGUUGUGAAAUCAGUAUUUCACAGUAUUUAAAAAUAUGCAUUAAUAUAAGAUGACUAACAGUUUUAGACUCAAGUAGGCAACAUGUGAUAUCACACAUAUUUUAAAAUCUGUUUCACCCCAUUUUUUUUUCUUGGAAUAAACAAGUAAAUUACUUUCAGUAGAGUAUCUAAAUAGCACUAGCCUUGCCUUUAAUGAUGGACCCAUUUUAUUAUAACCAACACGUCCUUUUACUCUGGUUUUAACUCUAUUAAAGAGGCGAAUGAAUGUGUUAUUAUUGAAGCAUACAGCUUGGAUCUAGUCUAAUUAAAAUGAGUACACCACUGUGAUUUUACUAUUGUUCAUUGUUGCUGGUUUGAGGAUUUGAUGUAGAGAUGAAGUUCUGUAAAUGAUAUAUUAUCUAUAAAGUAGGCAUAUAUUUUCAACACUUUAUCUGUACUUUAGUUUGAAGAACACAACUUCAGCAGUACACACCCUGUUAAAAUCUCUGUGCACACUUCCCUUUAAUAAACUGCUGUUUGGACUUAAAAA
This is a messenger RNA of Notolabrus celidotus (New Zealand spotty), 4920 nucleotides long. RefSeq names its product S-adenosylhomocysteine hydrolase-like protein 1. The record is from RefSeq and is a predicted model, not a curated record. Lineage: Eukaryota; Metazoa; Chordata; Actinopteri; Labriformes; Labridae. The transcript has 16 exons. The coding region runs from base 460 to 2190 and encodes 576 amino acids. Gene Ontology annotation, cellular component: cytosol. Gene Ontology annotation, biological process: L-methionine cycle.